AUGGAAUUUUCUUUUAACCUCUUAGUUUCAACACAAACAUGGUUUCGGUAUGCUAUGCUUCUCAUGCUAGCUAGCUUGACAUUGUGCCUAACCAUAAAAUUCCCACCCAAAGACAGAAUUGAGAAACCUUGGACACCCAAACUCCCUCCUGGUCCUCAACCAUGGCCUCUCAUCGGAAACCUUCCGGAAAUGGUCGCAAACAAGCCAGUUUUCAGGUGGAUAGACAAAUUGAUGAGUGACUUCAACACUGAUGUUUUAUGCUUACGCCUCGGUAGCGUUCAUGUUGUGCCUGUGUCAUGCUCCAGAAUUGCUUGCGAAUUCUUGAAGAAGCAGGACGCUAAUUUUGCUUCAAGGCCUCUAAGCAUGGCUGCCGAUCUCAUCUCAGGAGGAUAUUUGAACACUACUCUUGUACCCUUUGGAGAACAAUGGAAGAAGAUGAAGAAACUGGUAAGAAAUGAACUGAUUUCUCCAAUGAGACUUCAAUGGCUUCAUGACAAGAGAGCUCAAGAAGCAGACAACCUUGUAAGGUACGUGUAUGGUAUGUGCAACAAUAAUACUGAGAACAAAGGAGGUCUUGUGAAUCUCAGAGUUGUCUCGCAGCAAUAUUGUGGGAAUGUGAUUAGGAAAAUGAUUUUCAAUAAGAGGUAUUUUGGGGAAGGGGGGAAAGAUGGAGGGCCUGGAUUUGAGGAAGAAGUACACGUGGAUGCCACUUUCACACUUCUGAGGCUUCUGUAUGCAUUUUGUGUUUCUGAUUUUAUGCCAUGUUUGGGAGUCUUUGACUUUGAUGGGCACGAGAAAGUGUUGACCAAGGCUCUUGAGACAUUUAAGAAGUAUCAUGAUCCCAUUGUUGACGACAGAAUCCAACAAUGGAACGAUGGAAGAAGAAGAAAGGAAGAGAUGGAGGAUUUGCUUGAUGUCCUCAUUUCUCUUAAAGAUGCCGUUGACAAUCUAUUGCUUACGCCAGUGGAAAUCAAAGCUACAAUUAUAGAUUUGAUGAAUGCAACAGUAGAUAACCCAUCAAAUGCACUAGAAUGGGCAAUAGCAGAGAUGACAAACAAGCCUGAGUUAUUAGAAACAGCCACUCAAGAACUAGACAGUGUGGUCGGGAAACACAGGUUAGUACAAGAAUCUGAUCUAUGGAAGCUCAAUUACGUCAAGGCUUGUGCAAGAGAGGCCUUUCGUCUUCACCCAGUAGCACCAUUCAUUCCUCCUCACGUGUGCAUGGCCUACACUGUGGUGGCUCACCACUUCAUGAUCCCCAAAGGGAGUCAUGUGAUCCUAAGCAGAACAAGACUGGGUCGAAACCCUAGAGUCCGGGAAGAAGAUGCUGACGAGUUCAAACCAGAACGCCACAUUAGAAAGACAGAUAGUCAUGAUUCAGAUGAUGAUGUUGGUUCGAUGAGUUUGACAGAACCAGAUUUAAGGUUCAUAUCAUUCAGCAUAGGAAGACGAGGAUGUCCUGGAGUUACACUUGGCACUUCCAUGACCCUAAUGCUGUUCGCAAGGUUGUUGCAAUGCUUCACUUGGAGUGUACCACGUAAUGUGUCCCGAAUCGAUCUUAGUGAGUCUAAGGAUGAUCUUUCUCUUGCUGUACCUCUGGUUGCUACUGCAAAGCCAAGAUUGCCAGUUGAAGUAUUUCCUCUCCGUGAAUAA
Messenger RNA from Prosopis cineraria, 1653 nucleotides. RefSeq names its product isoleucine N-monooxygenase 2-like. The coding region runs from base 1 to 1653 and encodes 550 amino acids. The transcript has 3 exons. The record is from RefSeq and is a predicted model, not a curated record. Gene Ontology annotation, molecular function: monooxygenase activity; heme binding; iron ion binding. Lineage: Eukaryota; Viridiplantae; Streptophyta; Magnoliopsida; Fabales; Fabaceae.